UUAUCCUGGCGAAGAAUAGCCUCACAAUUUAUGUUGGCUAUUAACCAAACCAUCCCUGUCAUGCAUAAACAGUCACUAACAACAUCGGUAUACUAGGUACUUUCCACAGUGACAACCUGAAUCUAUUUGAUGGUCAAUUCAAUAGUAUGUACGCGCAAGUGCAUAUAUACCCAGGGGUCCUUAUCUAAUGCGCCGCUUUCCCAAAUAUUGUGACUAUAACAGAUUGAUAGCCUGUCAUUAUCUCAGUCAGAACGGAUUGUAGCUCACAGUCCUUAUAUUAUUUCAUUGGUAAUUAACCCUCCAUUGCUGAAUUCUACCGAACUUACCAUCAUGUCCCCCAUCCUCAAAACCGUGGCAACUUUCGAGGAAUUCUCCCUUGUAGUAGAUUGCCUCUGGGAAUCCAACAUUGAUCCAUUUAACCCAUUCAUGAACAUCAUUGUGCGGAUUAAAGAACCUACAGCGGAAGGAGUAGCAGCUGCUGUUCAGGAGAUGAAGGAAUGCUUAUGGAAAACUCAUAAGGCGGAUAAGUAUAGUGUUUGGGUUUAUAUUGUUGAUGAAUAUGAACAUGGAGAAGAACCUGGAAAGGUUUUGGCCGGCGCGGAAUGGCUGUUUCACGAAGUUAAUCCGUUUGAGGAGAAGAAAGAUGACGAGAAACAGAAGAAUAAGAAUGAUGAGAUAGAAAAUGGUGAGAAAAAAGAAGAGGGCGAUAAUAGCCUCGGUUCUUGGUGGCCUGAAGGUGAAGCCCGAGACUUUAUGAAGAUUGUUUUUUCUCAAGUCUUUGGAUUUAGAGCGGAGAGAAUGACAAGACCUCAUACUCAUAAGCACACCUAUCCCAUUUCAAAUAUAUAUAUAUCCUCACCAAGUCACGUCAACCGGGACUUUUCUCUCAACCCUCACUAACAUCACAAGAACUCUCCAUGAUGUUUACCCAUCCCGACCACCGGUGUCGCGGUUCCGGAUCUUUGCUCAUGGAAUAUGGAAUGAGGAAAACCACGGAAAUGAAUGUAGAAGCACUAGUAGAAGCUACCGCUGGGGGAUUACCUCUUUAUGAAAAAUUUGGCUUCCGUACUAUUGAGAUAAUAACAAUUGAUACGGCUUGCAGAGGCGGAAAGCCAGGAUUCUUAUGGCUCAAGAUGGCGAAUGAGAUUAAAGGGAAGACUACGUGAUGGAUGUGGAAACCUAAACCGAGCGACGGA
This is a messenger RNA of Sclerotinia trifoliorum, 1196 nucleotides long. The record is from the annotation of a GenBank genome assembly. Lineage: Eukaryota; Fungi; Ascomycota; Leotiomycetes; Helotiales; Sclerotiniaceae.